Serendipita indica DSM 11827 is the source of this 1767-nucleotide messenger RNA. NCBI's taxonomy places the organism in Eukaryota, Fungi, Basidiomycota, Agaricomycetes, Sebacinales, Serendipitaceae. The record is from the annotation of a GenBank genome assembly.
AUGCCGUGUAGAUCACUCUCUCUCGAAAGUAGCAGGUCGUCCGACCUUUCUGAAGAAGAAGUCGUCGACAUUGAACUGGGACGCGGCACAGAUGAUAUAUCAAAGGAUAUAGAUGACAAAUCAGGCCAAAAUCCAGCCCUGGACUGGACAGAUCCCAAAGCACUCAUCGUUUCCUACCCAAACCCACAAGAAGUUGAAUUCGCAAAAUCUCGCAUCAAGCGUCACGUCUUCGCCUGUGACACUCUCUACACUGAGUACAAUAUUCUCGAGGCGAGGCUUGCCGGGCUGAAGGAGCAAAUCAAAACGCAUGAACGCAAAGUCCUGCAUCUCAAGGCGCUCAUUGCCCCGAUACGACGACUUCCACUCGAGCUCCUCUCUGUCAUUAUUCGCAUCCACGUCCGCGAUCAUCUUGAAUCAGUCUGGCGUGCCAUGAGAGUUUGCAGAGCAUGGAGAGCUGCUGCAUUGCUCACGAAAGAUGCCUGGAAUGCCAUUCUCCUCUGCAAUCCUGAAAGCGAUCUUGUGAGGCACGCACGGUGGACUGACGGGAGAUUCGAGAUCUACGAGGUGUGCGAUACGAAAAAACGUCUUGAGACCGUUCUAGCUCGAGCUGGUUCUGUCCCUCUAGAAAUAUUCGUGCAUUCGGACCUAGCAACUCCACUCACAUCGAUCGCCGACGGUGCUCCCGCAGAAAACAUUUUGCAUCUUUUCAGACAUAUAGAGGCGCUCGUGUCUACCCCUCGACUACGCUCAUUGAAGUUGAAUGCUCCUCAAUGGAAUUCGAUUCUUCCAGUCGACUUUCUCGCAACAUGGGAUUUGUCGCCAUUGGAAGAGUUGGAUACAAGUGUGGAGAAUCUGCUCAAGAGAACUUUGAACACGUGUACCAGAUUGACCAGGUUGGAACUCCCAUCUCACGCCCUUCGGGUGGCGACAAAGACGAAAUACUUUUCGCAUAUCCGAGAGCUCGCGGUUGCCGGGGAUGCGCCACCGACUUUCUAUCAAGACCUUUCCAGCUGCGGGGGAAUAUACAAACUGAGUUUCGCCGUGGACGUGCCGAGAGACAACGUCUCAACGAUCUCCAUGCCUGAGAUACGCCAUCUUGAUCUUUCCUUUACCGCCGUGUUGUGGCCUAUUGCUUGUCCCAACAUAACUCACCUACAGAUAUCUCAAGCGGACCAUCGUUUUCCAGAACGCCUUCCUAACAGAGUUCACCUUCCUCAUUUGAUCGAAUUCGAAGCCAAAUCCUCCGCAUUCACAACAAAGUAUGAUUUCCUAGAUCGCUUUGAAGCUCCAAAGCUCCGUCUCCUCGAUCUCAAAGACACGGAAAGCACACGAUCCAUGACAUCUCGGACUAUGGGAGACCUCUGGCCGAGCCAGCCAAAGGGUCUUAGGCUGCAGCACUAUCUUGACCCGUUCGUCCUCAAAUUACGAUGGGUCAACAUCAACACCAAGGUGCUCACUCGAACUAUCUCCCACCUUACUCGAUGCGUCGAGCUGCAUCUCAUCGAAGUCAUCAAGACGCCAGAGUUUUUUGAGCUGAUGUGCCAACUUGAGAGACAGGGGAACAAGGUACGAAAGGCUUUCACCCUGCUGCCUACGCUCCGGGUCCUCGUUAUCGAGAUCAUGACCUCCGGGAGGUUCAUCAAGAAGGACUUCUUCGAUGCAGCCUAUGCCUUUCUAGAGAGAAGAAAAGCGCUCAAGACGCCGCUCAACCGAUUGGCAGUUAUGACACCCUAUAGCAGGAGCUGGGAGGAACUCGUAGAGACUUGA